GGGGAGACAGGUUGCAUUAAGGUUGGAAGAAGACUUCUUGCAGGCGAAUUGUCAAGAACUCCAAUCAGCAAGUGUCGACACUAAAAGAUUGGACUUUGAUGGCAGAGCAGCCCAAGUCCGAGAAGGAUGCUGCGAGGAGACGGCAGAAGGUGGUUCGGAGGAUUUGCAUCUCUUCCUUCUUCAGUGUUUGCCAGCACUUUAUUUUUGCGCAGUCUGAGCCACGGCUUUUCCUGAGCCUUUGCAAUAAGGAUGCUGCAAUGGCCACCCGAAUUCUUGGUAAUACAUCGGGCAUAGCUGGCUUGCUGAGCUUGAUCGUCAAUCAAGCAGGAGGAAAGCUGUCUGAUAGUAUAGGAAGAAAGCCUGGAUUUCUGGCAGGCCCGCUGUGCAACAUUAUUCUUGGCUUUCUCGUUGUUUUGAAUCCGCUCAAUCGACCUUUGAUAGCAGUUUGCCGCGUCCUGCGGUUGAUCUUGACAACAUUUUCGAACACUGUAAUGUGCACCGCCGCUGUGGCAGAUGUGUGCUCGAGCAGUGAGCUUGCUCUGGCAAUGUCCAGGAUGCAGACUGCUGCUGGCCUUGCUAUGUUGCUCACUCCUUUUAUUGAGGGAAGGAUUUUGCACUGGUCACCUUGGUCACCACAUGGCAUCAAAUAUGUUUACGCCGCCAAAGCUGCAAUUGCCACUCUUCACACGGCAUUUGUCGUCACCCAGCUGGAGGAGACGUUGGACGUUUGCAAGAGAGCCUCUGCCAAAAUCACCUUUGAUAUGGUCAACCCAUUUGGAUUCUUGAGAAUCUUUACCCAAGGAAGCCAGGCUUUGAGGAAGCUUGUCACUAUAACAACUUUGCAGAUGUUCUUGGAGGGCAAGAACCUGAGUGACGUCGUCCAGGCCUGGAUUCGAGAUCAUUUGAAAUGGUCUGUGACACAGGUGCGAAACUUCAUUGUCGGGUACGGAAUGCUGUGCACGGCAACGGGCUUGUCGGCAACACCUUGGAUGCUUCGCAACCUUAGUCCACGAGGAUUCACAACGACGACAAACCUUCUGAACCUGCUUGCUUUCAGCGUGCGAGGGCUUGCUCCCAGUUCUUUGUUAUUUCUAUCUAUGAUGGUGCCGAUGCUGCCAGGCGUCAACGGUGCCAGUGCGACAGCCUUGAAAGCUGUAUCGCAGGACAUUGCCACCAAUCAGGGCUUCAACAACGGUGAGUUCUCUGCUUGGGUCAACAAUCUAAGAGCUUUUGCAGGCUCUAUAUCCCCAGUGCUUUAUGGCCAGGUCUACGCUGCGGCAGAGCAUAGACGCAAGAAUCCUGGUUUGACCUUUCUUUUGGCCGGGACUCUGGGAGCACUAUUGCCACAGGUGAUACUCAACUAUGUCUCAGACGGUGACAUGAUAGCUUGAAAAAGGAAGUUGUUGGUG
Messenger RNA from Durusdinium trenchii, 1409 nucleotides. NCBI's taxonomy places the organism in Eukaryota, Dinophyceae, Suessiales, Symbiodiniaceae. The record is from the annotation of a GenBank genome assembly.